Molecule: messenger RNA, 873 nt
Organism: Peniophora sp. CBMAI 1063
Lineage: Eukaryota; Fungi; Basidiomycota; Agaricomycetes; Russulales; Peniophoraceae
Source: the annotation of a GenBank genome assembly
AUGCGAGCUAUAAAGUCCGCCUUCAACAAGAUCUCGCAUCCCAAACACCAACAACCCUCUUCUCCUGUCGCACCACCCGCAUCUACUCCUGCUCCUAUCGCCCAGUCAACCAUGGCCGCCCCUCUCACCCUCGCGAACAAAGUCGCCCUCGUCACGGGCUCCUCCCGCUCCAUCGGUGCCGCCAUCGCAAAGGAUCUCGCCUCCAAGGGCGCCUCCGUCAUAAUCAACUACGCCUCCUCCGCCUCCGCCGCAGACGAAGUCGUCAAGUCCAUCGAGACCGAAGGGCGCGGCAAGGCCGUGGCCGUCAAGGCCGACGUGUCGAGCAUCGCGGGCGCGCAGACGUUGUUGGACGGGACGCUCAAGGCGUUCGGGAAGCUUGAUAUUCUCGUGUUGAACGCGGGCAUUAUGGGGAAUGCGACGCUCGAGCAGCUCGAUGAGGACUUUUAUCAGAGGCAUAUGGACGCGAAUGUGAAGGGGCCGUUGUUCCUCACCAAGCUCGCCGCGCCGCAUCUCACGUCCGGUGGCCGCAUCGUCUUCUUCUCGACCUCCGUAACGCGCAUGUCGACCGUCUCAGCGCCCUACCUCGUCUACUCCGCCACCAAAGGCGCCGUCGAGCAGCUCUCGCGCGUCCUGGCGAAGGAGCUCGGUCCGAAGGGCAUCACCGUCAACACCGUCUCUCCAGGCCCGGUCAACACGCCGCUAUUCAACGACGGCAAGCCGCCGCAGGUCAUCGAGAUGAUCAAGAACAUGGCGCCGUUGAAGAGGCUGGGCGAGCCGGAGGAUAUUGCGCCGCUUGUGUCGUUCCUGGCGAGUGAGGAGGCCAGGUGGGUGAAUGGGCAGAAUAUUUUGUGCAAUGGCGGCUUCGUUGUAUAA